CUUUGCAGUGUCUGGCGCCUCAUGUCAGCAUCUCUCGCCCUCUACAUCUCUAUCGGAUUAAAACUAGGUUUGCAUUCACGGGUUGCAGGGGAUGGACGACUGGAGAGCACUCUGUGUUCGCAGAUGACACCAUGAACCCUGCCGCAAGCGGCGCUGCCGACCCUCCAUUGGCAGACAAUAGCAGCAGAAAGCAGCACAGGAAUUCUUCUCCAGGCAGAUCCCGAGACACUGCGUCCAAAUCGGCCUCGAAAGCCGGCUCGGUGUCAAAGUCUAUCACAUCCAAACACGGAGGGAGGAACAGUCGAGGUAAUUCUCCGGCGUCGGCAGCCAGCGGCAAGGACAGACAACCUCCAAAAGGCGCGGCAGCUGUCCAUCCGGGCGGUGCUGAAACCAGUGCUCUCAAUACGUGCAGGGCGGAGGCAGGCAAGAAAACCGAGGAACGAAACAGUCCUUCAGCCGACUUCCGCUGUACGGAUAUAUCCUGCUUUAAAGGCGAGAGCAGUCGCGUUGUUUCCGAUCAGCCAGGUAGCGCGUCGAAAUCCUCCAAGGGAAAAGCGAAAAAUCCGAAAGGAGGGGAAGCGACAGCGGGCUGCAGCAAACAGAGCGGCAAGGCUUCCGUAGGCUGUGGGCCUGGCUUUUGGAAAGAAGGAUGCCUGCAGUCUGAAUUAAUCCAGUUUCACUUAAAUAAGAGCUUGAAGAAGAGCGGAAAGAUGCACACGAAGACGCCAAGCGCCCCGACUACGGAGCCGGACCCAGAGCCAGAGCCGGAGCUGUCCCCCGAGAGUAUAACCACGGAGCCUGUGACUCGGCAAGACCAGAGCCUACAUGACGAAAUAGAAAGGCUGCUGGAGGAAAAUGAGGAUCUCAAGACCGAAAUCGAGGAGAUGCGGACGGAAAUGGAUGAAAUGCGAGACACUUUCUAUGAAGAAGACGCUUGCCAACUGCAGGACAUGCGACGCGAGCUGGAGCGGGCCAACAAAAACUGUCGGAUCCUGCAGUACCGCUUGCGGAAGGCGGAAAGGAAGCGGCUGCGGUAUGCUCAGACCGGCGAGGUCGACGGUGAGCUGUUGCGGAGCCUGGAGCAAGACUUGAAGGUGGCGAAGGAUGUGUCUGUGCGACUGCACCAUGAAUUGGAGAACGUGGAGGAGAAGCGCACAAAGACUGAAGAUGAAAAUGAGAAGCUGAGGCAGCAACUGAUCGAGGUGGAAGUGACCAAGCAGGCCCUGCAGAACGAGCUGGAGAAGAACAAGGAGCUGUCACUGAAACGGAGGGGAAGCAAAGACGUACAGAAGUCAGAGAAGAAGACUCCGCAGACUCCAACCGAGGAGGAGAACGAGGACCUGAAAUGUCAGUUGGCAUUCAUCAAAGAGGAGGCUACCCUGAUGAGGAAGAAGAUGGCGAAGAUCGACAAGGAGAAGGACCGUCUGGAGCACGAGCUGCAGAAGUACCGCUCCUUCUACGGGGACCUGGACAGCCCCCUGCCCAAGGGCGAGGCCAGUGGGCCCCCCACCACCCGCGAGUCCGAGCUCAAGCUGCGCCUGCGCCUGGUGGAGGAGGAAGCCAACAUUCUGGGCCGCAAGAUCGUGGAGCUGGAGGUGGAGAACCGGGGCCUGAAGGCGGAGCUGGAGGACCUUCGGGGGGAGGAGCUGGGGGGCGCGGCGGGCCCCGCCUGCCGCGAGCAGAGCGAGUCCAUCUCCGAUCUCCGGCAGCAGCUGCAGCUGGUGGAGGACGAGGCGGAGCUGCUCCGGCGGAGCCUGUCCGACCUGGAGGACCAGAACAAGAGGGUGACCGGCGAGCUCAACAAGCUCAAGUACAAGGCCGGCUCGCACGAGAGCAGCCGCCACAGCGCCGACAGCGGCAAGACGGAGGCGCUGCAGGAGGAGCUGAAGGCCGCGCGGCUGCAGAUCAACGAGCUGAGCGGCAAGGUGAUGCAGCUGCAGUACGAGAACCGCGUGCUCAUGUCCAACAUGCAGCGCUACGACCUGGCCUCGCACCUGGGCAUCCGCGGGAGCCCGCGCGACCGCGACAGCGACGCCGAGAGCGAUGGCGGCCGGCGGGAGAGCGAGGACGACUCGCGCCCGCCGCACCGCAAGCGCGAGGGCCCCAUCGGCGGGGAGAGCGACCCCGAGGAGGUGCGCAACGUGCGCUGCCUCACCCCCACGCGCUCCCUGUACUCCCCGGAGGGCCGCUUCCUGACCCGCGGCUUUCGGGACCGGCAGCAGGUGAUUGACAUCCGCGCGGAGGCGGAGCGUUUGAGCCGGACCAUCGACCGGCUGAUCGCCGACACCAGCACCAUCAUCGCCGAGGCCCGCGUCUACGUGGCCAAUGGCGACCUGUUUGGCCGGAUGGACGAGGAAGACGAUGGCAGCCGUAUCCGGGAGCACGAGCUGCUGUACCGUAUCAACGCCCAGAUGAAGGCCUUCCGGAAGGAUCUUCAGAGCUUUAUCGAUCGGCUGGAGGUGCCAAAGGCCGAGGACGGGGACAAGGAGGAACCUCUGUCUGGAGUUAUAAAGAAGAGCAAUCUCUGGUCUGCUCUGCCUUCUGCCAGAAAAUCUCCAUGCUGUGACUGAUAAGUUUUGUGCAUACUGCUUUCUUCUACUGUGAUGAUUUAUACCAUUGUACACCAGAGAUAUAGAUUAAGAGAGAACAAAAGAGUGGUAUCCACCUAAUUUGAUUUAUGAAAAAUGUGGAAUGCAUCUCAUCUGCUAUAUGUUCGUGAAAUAAUGUACUAUAUUGACAUAGUGUAAGUGCAUUUGUUUCUUGAUUUUGAAUAGAUAUCUUGAGCAAUAACUUCAUAUCUAACAAUGAAACAGCAAAUCCCAGCAUAUUCUUUUUUGACUGAAACUGAGUUAAACAAAUCCCUCAAUUUACGGCUUUGUUAUGACUCUACAUUGGAGAUGGUUCAUGAAUAUACAGGCUGAAAUGGAUACUGCUAAUUUUUAUGGUAGUUCUUGCUGUCUACUCAAACCUGAGCUUUAAUAAAUGGUAAUACAGUAUAUUAAUAUGGCUAGGAAUUUAAUAAUGUGCAGGAGAAUGCAUCUGAUACAUAUUAUCUGCAGGAAGAGCUACAGUGUGAAUUAUAUCUGAACAAGUCGUCCAUUUUAUACUUACACUAUCUCUUCAAUUCUGUCUCCUCCCUCUACACCCUACCUUUUAAUGCUCAUUUUAUGUUUUGUAUUUAUCCACCCAGAUGUU
This is a messenger RNA of Anguilla rostrata (American eel), 3195 nucleotides long. Its product is annotated as microtubule cross-linking factor 3. The coding region runs from base 132 to 2570 and encodes 812 amino acids. Gene Ontology annotation, biological process: regulation of autophagy. The transcript has 7 exons. NCBI's taxonomy places the organism in Eukaryota, Metazoa, Chordata, Actinopteri, Anguilliformes, Anguillidae. The record is from RefSeq and is a predicted model, not a curated record.